Messenger RNA from Phaeodactylum tricornutum CCAP 1055/1, 1209 nucleotides. RefSeq lists its product with no specific name. NCBI's taxonomy places the organism in Eukaryota, Bacillariophyta, Bacillariophyceae, Surirellales, Neidiaceae. The transcript has a single exon. Bases 1 to 1209 code for a protein of 402 amino acids. The record is from RefSeq and is a predicted model, not a curated record. Gene Ontology annotation, biological process: lipid metabolic process.
AUGGACUACCUGCGGUCGACCGUUUUUGCCGAAAAGUUUGACCCACGUGAAGAGAGGUUUCCGGACUAUUUUCUGGAUCUGUGGCAACUUGGAAAGCUUGGCGUAGCAGGAGUGCAUCCAAUGUAUUGGACUCAGCUGCAAACCAUCGUACUCAUGCAGACCCUUCUAAAUGUCGUAGUUGCAAUCAUCAUCUUCAAGUUCAUUGUCCAGAGACGAGGCUCGGCACUUUCCUAUUCUAUUGGAUAUGGCAUCGUGUGUCCAACCCUCGUCUGCGUACCAGUAUGGAUUAUCUCAUUGGCUGAUCUUUACAAUCCAGCUUUUCUCGUUGCAUCCGCAGCCAGUCCAGUACUACUGUUUUUUCGAUGCCUUGAGGCUAUGCACGGAACAGUACCGGCCUUUGCCGAGAAGAGUUUAAGUACCUUUUUGCUAUAUUACUGCGCCACUGUGCAGUUUGAGAUUGAUCCAAAUACAGGUCACGUUAUCCGCAUUGACACCAAAUAUUUGAUUUCGCAAACCUUGAAAUUCCUUAUACUUUUCGCUGAGAUCUCGGUGGUAUUCAGCAUUUUGAUUCCAUUGGACUAUCAGGUUUUCUCGCAAAAGGAAAUCACAAGUUUAACCGACCUGUUUUACUGGGGGAACCUUGGAAACAACUAUGUCAUGGCGUUUUUAACAGCGCUGAUGAUUGAAGUUGGUGCUACGGGUGUUGGUUUGCUUACGUCUUUGCUGAGUGGCAUCAAGACUGUCCAGCUGAAUUUUAAUCCCUUGACAGCAAGUUCAAGUCCAUCAGAUUUCUGGGGGAGGCGGUGGAAUCGACUUGUAUCGUCGGGUUUAAAGCGUGGUAUCUUUCGACCUUUUCGCAAGAACGGGUACGGUCGCAACACUGCUGCUCUUGCUACAUUCCUGGUCAGUGGCUUACUUCAUGAAUACAUUCUAGUUAUCAUUGCCAUCCGCAAAGUGAUACAAAUGAAUCAAAUAUCUCUACGUGGUACGCAUUUUUUGUUUUUUUUCUGGAAUGGUAUCGUUCUGUUGGCCGAGCCACCCCUCACGGAGACUCCCUUCGUUCAAUGGGUGUCGAGAAACUUUCCUAGACCCGUGAAAACCUUUCUCGUCGUUCUGACUGUACUACCUGUCGCUCAUCUAUUUACCAACGAGUAUAAGGAGGUCUAUGAUGCCUUCAGUCUUGGAUUCCCAAGAUUCUACAUUCUGUAA